Messenger RNA from Paramormyrops kingsleyae, 2963 nucleotides. Lineage: Eukaryota; Metazoa; Chordata; Actinopteri; Osteoglossiformes; Mormyridae. The record is from RefSeq and is a predicted model, not a curated record.
AUGGUGGAAGAGUCUUCGUCCUGUUUAGUCAUCACGUACACCAGCGCUGGGGUUGGCACGGUAGACCUGCAAUUCUUCAAUCGUGUGGAAUUCUUUCACAAAAUGCCCUCCACCAACAUCUCUAUAGUCAUCAACAACACACAGGAGGCCGACUCGGGCCAGUACAACUGGCAGGUGGUUGUCCCGAGAGGUACUGGUUAUAAUGGGGAAGUCAAGCUCACAGUCAACAUCCCCCCCUCUGUACCUGUGUGUACCAUGACCGGACAGCCCGUGCUGAUGGGAAACAUCACGCUGAACUGUAAUUCUGCGGAAGGGAAGCCAGCACCCCUGUACCGCUGGAACAAGAGCUCCCCAAACAGCAUGCUGUUCUUCCCACCCAUGCUGAGUCAUCAGCUGGGCACACUGAAGCUAACCAACCUCACCAGCAACAUGUCAGGGAAGUACACCUGCCAGGCUAGCAAUGCUGCGGGCGCGGGGGUGUGCUACAUCGAGCUCGAGGUCUCCACCGUGUCCAACGCAGGGGUGAUCGCAGGGGCCACGAUAGGUGCCUUGCUGGGCCUGGUGGCAAUAGUCUUUUUCGUCUACUUCAUCCUGAAAAGAAAGAAGGAGUCCGAGGACGACAUAGCCAAUGACAUCAAGGAGGACGCCCAGGCACCCAAGCGCAUCUCGUGGGCUAAGAGCGGUACGGGCUCGGACAGCUUCUCCAAGAACGGCACCCUGUCCUCCAUCAUCACCAGCCCCAUUCCGCAGGACCACCUCCACAUACAGAGCUACCCGGUCUCCGACACCGCCUCCAUCAUCACCGCCCCGGGCAGCAUGGCAGGCUACAGGCUGCGCCCAGGAGAGAUCAACCCCGGUCUGCAUGCUGGGCCUGGGUACAACGGCAGCUUUCCCCGGGCUGCUACUGGGCCGCACACCAGUAAUGGGAACUCCUUGCAAAGACCUGAGCCCGCCCGAGCUCCACGCCCAUCUCCACCUGCCGUUCCCACCAGUUCCCUGGUUCCCCCCAUUUCCACUGGAGUGACAAGUUCUAAUAUCACCCGUAUGGGAGGAGUGCCCGUCAUGGUGCCUGCGCAGAACCAAGCGGGGUCCUUGGUGUAGCCCCGCCCCAGAUUCAGCCGUCUGCUGGACACCCUCAGCAAAUCGGACUAAAGAUUCCUGAAGGGGAAGUUACUACUGGAGGUGGCAAACCAGUUAUGAAGACAAUGAUGUCAGGAGGAAAAAAGACAAGUUAAGGCCAGUCAAACUACUGCCAAAGUAUGUUAUGAUGUAACUUCAUGAAAGCGUAUGCAGUACAUAUGCAGUUUUUGAUUUGAUUUUGUACCGAAGAUGUAUAAAAUUAGUAGAUAUGUUUAACACUGCACUGAAAUAGCACAAAAUGUUCUUCCUUUUUUUUUUUUCCAAACACUUGAUGACUCGCGCUUUCUAAAGAUAUACAUAAAUUAAAUUGGAUUAGGUGACAAAUAUCUUUGUAAGUAUAAGGUUGCCGGCUUAAGUCCGAAGAGGAAAUCUGUUUUUGUGCCCUUGAGCAAGAUGGUUAGCCUGAAGUGAUCUACAGCAUCCAGAAGUAUGAUUUAGUUGACUUAAAUUAAAAUUGCAAACCACCUGUACCAGUAUAGAAAGACUAGGCUUAGGUUCGUAAGUGAAAUGUUUUCCUACUGAUGUAUUUGUUGAUGAGGACCUAAGAAAACGAUGCCUGUUAAAGACGGUGUCGCUUUAAGUGUCGUGAGACAUGCCUGACGCUGUGGUGAACAAUUGGUUUAGGUGGGAAGAUGUUCUUCCCCUAGGUGGCGCUAAAGUCAAGAUUUGUUUCUGCGUUUCAGAUUAUUGAGACUGAAAUAUAUUUGCCUGCCUAUGGCCUAGUUUUGUCACAAACCAAAUCGCUUAUAAAUCAUUUAACUCAUGCCUGUGCUAAAGUCGUAAGAAACAGAUUAAACAACUUGCUCUUUUCAUUUUAUGGGUUUCAGACAGAACCCAACCAAAAAUCUUUAUUUGCCUUUAGUGUUAAGAAUUUUUCAAAUGCAAAUACGCCUUUAUGUGCAAUGUUCUGUUCAUUGAAAUAACGUGAUGCUCUGUUUUUGAUAUUAUAGUAGUUUCAGUACUAACAUUUUUUAUUAUGUAUUUUAUUCUGCGAUUACGUAUUUUCCCUCUCAUGUUUAAUGUGAAAGAUGAGAAUUAUUCCUUUCAACCGUCUUGCGACCUUUGGUUUUUAUAGAUAUUUGAAAGACUUCAAUGUAACCCGUCGUUUCCCCUCCACAAACACUGCAAAGCAAAUCGUGCAACCCGCAUUGUAAUAUUCUUAUUAAUCUACACCUGUGAGUCGGACGGGUUUGUCCAGUGCUACGUUUUCGUUUUAUAUGUUGUAUCUGCAAAAUAACCCAAGUAAAUAUUAGAUGCUUUUUCGUAACGGACUUCAUGCCAACAAAAGCAUUAGUCGCCGAGACGUAAUCGAAAAUUAACGACCACCCCCACCCUAAAUGCAUUUAUACGUUAUUUCUAUUACUUUUUUUUAUAUACUGCCAGUUUCACUGGAAAAUAAUUAUAGCUUAAGCAAUCUGGAGUAAAGACAGAUCCGUUUCAUAUAUAAAAUAAAUGUGUAAUGAAAGGUAGAAUAAUAUAUUACCGUAUUUACAAGCAGUUGUAAGGAAUAUGACUUAUGUAUUACAUGAACCAUAUAGUAAGUAUAGUGUUAAUAUGAAAAUGAGUGCAGCAACUGACUUAUGUUUUUAUGUGUAUUGAGCUUCUGUCUUGUGGAUUUUUUAAAAAAUAAAACAGAAAAAUGCUUAAAAUGCGUUGCAAUAUUUUAUGCAUUCGCAAUAUUUUCUUUAUAAACAGAAUUUAACAAAACCAAAAUUUUCCACAAGGUGGUACCGUCGCAACCUUCAUGAAUAUCGUCUAGACUUUGUUAAAUUGCAUUAUAGCAUAUUGUCUGAUUUGAAUAAAGUCUGUGUCGUUUCAUUAUA